Magnolia sinica is the source of this 594-nucleotide messenger RNA. RefSeq names its product T-complex protein 1 subunit theta-like. Gene Ontology annotation, cellular component: chaperonin-containing T-complex. Lineage: Eukaryota; Viridiplantae; Streptophyta; Magnoliopsida; Magnoliales; Magnoliaceae. Gene Ontology annotation, molecular function: ATP-dependent protein folding chaperone; ATP binding. The coding region runs from base 175 to 594 and encodes 139 amino acids. The transcript is spliced from 4 exons. Gene Ontology annotation, biological process: protein folding. The record is from RefSeq and is a predicted model, not a curated record.
CUCUUUAUUACAAAUGAUGCUGCAACUAUUGUGAAUGAACUUGAGGUACAACAUCCUGCUGCCAAGAUUCUCAUGUAAGCAGGCAAAGCUCAACAGGAAGAAAUUGGUGAUGGAGCUAAUCUGACGAUAUCUUUUGCUGGGGAGCUUCUCCAAAAUGCGGAGGAGCUUAUCAGGAUGGGAUUGCAUCGAAGUGAAAUCAUUAGUGGCUACACAAAAGCGAUCAAUAAGACGAUUGAUAUUUUAGAUGAGUUGGUUGAAAAGGGCUCGGAAACAAUGGAUGUGCGGAACAAGGAUGAAGUUGUUUCCCGAAUGGAAGCUGUUGUGGCCAGCAAGCAGUUUGUACAAGAAGAUAUUUUGUGCUCUCUUCUUGCGGAUGCAUGCAUCCAGGUCCGCCCCAAGAAUCCAGUGAACUUUAAUGUAGAUAAUGUUUGUGUCGUAAAGCUUCUUGGAGGAGGUCUGCAUAACUGUUCAAUUGUUCGUGGCAUGGUCCUGAAAACUGAUGCUGUUGGAAUUAUAAAACAAAUGGAAAAUGCAAAGGUUCAUUAUCUAUCAUUGUGCUUUCUCCAUGCAAAGACCUCAGCUUUAACAGCCUGA